UUCCUCUCAGCCAAUUAGAGAGGCGAAGCGUCCUCACUUUGGGCCAAUAGACUGCGAGGCCAGGGCCCGCGACGGUUAAACGGGGCUGAGGACGGAGGCAGUCGGCUGUGUAGCUUGUGGGUGGUUUCGGAGUCGGUGGCCGUCGCUCCGCGGCUGCGGCGCGAUCUGUUGGAGUCCUGCGGUGGGCCGGGCCAUGCCGACCCGGGUGGAAGACUACGAGGUGCUGCACACCAUUGGCACAGGCUCCUACGGUCGCUGCCAGAAGAUCCGGAGGAAGAGCGACGGCAAGAUAUUAGUUUGGAAGGAACUUGACUAUGGCUCCAUGACAGAAUCUGAGAAACAAAUGCUUGUUUCUGAAGUGAAUUUGCUUCGUGAACUGAAACAUCCAAACAUUGUCCGUUACUAUGAUCGAAUCAUUGACCGAACCAACACAACACUGUACAUCGUAAUGGAAUAUUGUGAAGGAGGGGACCUGGCUAGUGUAAUUACAAAGAGAACCAAGGAAAGACAAUACUUGGAUGAAGAGUUUGUUCUUCGAGUGAUGACCCAGUUGACUCUGGCCCUAAAGGAAUGUCAUAGACGAAGCGAUGGUGGUCAUACUGUGCUCCAUCGGGAUCUGAAACCAGCCAAUGUUUUCCUGGAUGGCAAGCAAAACGUUAAGCUUGGAGACUUUGGGCUAGCUAGAAUAUUAAACCAUGAUACGAGUUUUGCAAAGACAUUUGUUGGCACACCUUAUUACAUGUCUCCUGAACAGAUGAAUUGCAUGUCCUACGACGAGAAAUCAGAUAUCUGGUCACUAGGUUGUUUGCUGUAUGAAUUGUGUGCACUAAUGCCUCCAUUUACAGCUUUCAACCAGAAAGAAUUAGCUGGGAAGAUCCGAGAAGGCAAAUUCAGGCGAAUUCCAUAUCGUUACUCUGAUGAAUUGAAUGACAUUAUUACAAGGAUGUUAAAUUUAAAGUAUUACCAUCGACCUUGUGUUGAAGAAAUUCUGGAGAACCCUUUGAUAGCUAACUUGGUUGCAGAAGAGCAAAGAAGAAAUUCUGAGAGAAGAGGGCGACGAUUAGAACCAGAAAAGCUGCAGGAUUCCAGCCCUGUAUUGAGUGAGCUGAUACUAAAGGAAAUACAGUUACAGGAACGAGAGCGAGCCCUCAAAGCAAGAGAAGAAAGACUGGAGCAGAAGGAACGAGAGCUUUGUGUUCGCGAGAGGCUGGCAGAGGAUAAAGUGGCGCGAGCCGAGAGCCUGAUGAAGAACUACAGCCUGCUGAAGGAAGAGAAGCUGCUGUCUCUGGCGAGCAGUCCAGAACUUUUCAAUCUUUCAUCCUCGAUAAUUAAGAAGAAAGUUCAUUUCAACGGGGAGAGUAAGGAGAACGUCGUGAAGAGUGAGAAUUCUGAGAGUCAGCUCACCUCCAAAGCCAAGUGCAAAGACCUGAAAAAAAGGCUUCAUGCUGCCCAGCUGCGUGCCCAAGCCUUGUCAGACAUUGAAAAAAAUUACCAGCUGAAAAGCAGACAGAUUCUGGGCAUGCGCUAGCCGAGCCGGAGACACAGAGCUGUGCAUGGCGUUUACUGCUGCCAACCCUGUCAAGACUGAUAUUCAACUGCUGUAGCUUGAUAUACUUGGUUCUGUGAGCCAUGCUUCUCUGUACAGUAAGCGCGAUGUUUUGGAAUUGCUUUUGCUGUUUUUCAGCAGUAAUUAUAUAAAAUGUCCACACCUUUAGUUUUUCUUUCUUUUUCAAAGAACACUUUAUAGAAAGAAUGACACUUUCUCGCUUGGGCUUUUAAAUCCUGAAUGUGAUUACUACUGGAAUAAGAAAUGUUACAUGCUAAAUGUUGGAGAAAAAUGAUGUUAGGAAAAAAAAAAAUUUACCCAGGGGUAGCCCUUACUGAGAACUUUUAAAUGGCUGAGUGGUGUGCUUCCAAUCGUCGUGUCUGGAUUUAAAAUUUACAGUCUGAGGUUUGAAAAGUUCUAGAGAUUAGAAAACCUAAUUGGAUACGAACUGGUCAUUAAUACCAUGAUAUCUUACUUAUAAAUAUCGCUUACAAAUAUCCCGUUGCCUUGUAGUGCAAAUCUGUCACGUUUGUUAAAAUUCAUCACUGUGAUGUCUGUAUUCUUUUUCCCCCCCUUUUUAUUCUGUUUAAUUGUAUAUAAGCUGGCUGUCAUUUACUCACCUCUUUAUCACUAAAUAAAACAAUUCUUUAGUUUUCCU
Molecule: messenger RNA, 2204 nt
Organism: Hipposideros armiger (great roundleaf bat)
Lineage: Eukaryota; Metazoa; Chordata; Mammalia; Chiroptera; Hipposideridae
Gene: NEK2
Product: NIMA related kinase 2
Exons: 8
Coding region: 194-1528 (444 amino acids)
Biological process (GO): protein phosphorylation
Molecular function (GO): protein kinase activity; ATP binding
Source: RefSeq, a predicted model, not a curated record